Molecule: messenger RNA, 1446 nt
Organism: Kalmanozyma brasiliensis GHG001
Lineage: Eukaryota; Fungi; Basidiomycota; Ustilaginomycetes; Ustilaginales
Exons: 1
Coding region: 1-1446 (481 amino acids)
Source: RefSeq, a predicted model, not a curated record
AUGGUGCCCGCUCCGACCAAGGCGAGCUCGGGAACGGGCAAGACGAAGCGCUCCGCCACCACGAAGCUCGUCUCCUCCAACACGCGCAACGAUGAAGUGGCCGAACAAGCCGCUCUGCGACUUCGCCAGCUCGCAUCGUCUCUGCCUAGCGAGCUCAUCACAUCGAUCCUCGAGUUCGCCGCCUGCACUGCGACGGAGAACACCGCAAAGCUUCGGCUCCUGUGCUUGUCCAAGUACUACUAUGAACGUCUUUCGCCGUUGCUCUACAGCACGAUAGCUUUAUGCUCCUCGUCCACGAUCCACGCUUUCGCGACGCUCGUCAAGUCGAACACCAAGCUGGCACGUCACGUCCGUAGACUGUGGGUUGGCCCAGAGUCGUCCUCCUCGGACCUGAUCACCGCGCUGUCGCCUCCAUCCUACCACGAGGCUGCGUAUAUCACAGACAUGCGAGAACGCGUGCACACCUCGGUACGCACGAUUCUGCGUUCGUGCAGGAAGCUGCAAGAUGUCGCGCUGGCGGGAGAGCUGCUCAGCUUGCAUGCGGCACAUACGUACGGUUCGGCAUGCCAGCCGGUCAGGUUGACCAGUGUCAACCCGCACAGCUUUGUCGGCGGGUUCUCAGCACCCAUCUUCAGGAAGGUCCGGGUGCUCAGGAUUGUGGAUACGAAUCUGGCGUUCGAGGAGGCAGAUGAGAUCAGGACGUUGGCAGAUCUGGAGUGGUUGAUCUGGUCCGCACCGAAGGACUACGGUGAUAUGAACAGGGACACCAACGUGCUGAGAAGGUUAUUGCAGCGGCCGAGGAGGCAUUUUACGGAUGCGCCACCAGCAGCGCCCACAAUAGGCGAUGACGACGCAGAUCAGAGUGCCGAGACACCUGCACCGACACCGGACACCUCUGGACCGACAACAGGGGCAGUGACGCCGUCGCCGCAUCCACCAGCCCACGUCGAUCGCACCGCCGAGCUCUGGGCGGACCUCUCUGCGCUCGAAUUGUCCGAAGGCCUUGCACCCGCCCGACCGAGCAAGAACGACAAGUUCCGCCGCCUCACCAUUCAAACGGCCUACGCUCGCAGCACCGUCUUCCGCGCGCGACUCGCCGAAUCGUUCCCCCUCUACUCCGGCCCGCUCUCCCCACCCUCCCCAUCAGACACCUCAGGCGGCCUAGCCACAGGGCUGGACGCAACGUUCGAAGACCUCGAACGCGAAUGGGAUCCCUCCCUCAACGUGCCCACCAUCCAUCCGACCGCGCUCGCCGGCAUGGUGCUCGACGAGUGGGACGCCCUUCGAGACCUGAUCAACAACGCCGCGGGGCAGUACAGCAACCUGAGCAUGUGGGACGAGGGCGAGGCGUCGGCCGAGGUGGACGCGGGCAAUGCACUGCGCAGACAGAGGAGGCUGUGGGAGCGCAUGAGCGAGGUGGGGCUGCCCGAGGCGAUCGCUCGAUAG